CUGCCCGCCUGCCCGCCGCCGGCGUCGAUACAUACAGAUAUAGAUACACGCACGCUGCCAAGAUUCUUAACUUGAUUCCGUUCGAAUUCCUCCCAAAUCUCUAACAAGCAAGAAUCUAAUCCGCCCCUUUCUUUAAGGCCCCUCGUAUGAUUUCAGGACCAAUCGAUUGUUGUUGGGCGUCGCUCUAUUUUAAUUAAUUUUGUAUUCUUGCAGAGAUUGAGGUUUUCUUUCGCCGCCGUCCAUGGCGAAUUCCGGCGGUCCGACGUUCUACUCACCCCUAUCCAAACCGCCGCCGCCGCACGCCCGACGGCCAAAGCUCCUUUCUUUUGCCGUUUUGGUCGUUCUUUGCUCCAUUUCGUAUCUAUUCGGCGUUUGGCAACGCGGAGGAGGCGGCGGCGCCGACGGCGUCGCCGUCGGGAUGGGCAAUCUCAACGCCGGGAUUUCCUGCCCCACCAGCAACCUAACCACUACUGUUUCCGCCGCCGUUGUUCCCGGAAAUCGGAAAUUAGAUUUCGGGACUCACCAUUCCGGCGAGGACUCCGCCGGAAUCAACGCCUCCUCCGCGGCGGUCAGGCCGUUCCCGCUGUGCGACGUCAAGUACAGCGAGUACACUCCCUGCGAGGACCCGGUCCGGUCUCUGAAAUUCGACCGGGACCGGCUGAUUUACCGCGAGCGCCACUGCCCGGAGAAGAACGAGUUGCUGAAGUGCCGGAUUCCGGCGCCGUACGGCUACCGGAAUCCCUUCAGAUGGCCGGCGAGCCGAGAUCUCGCCUGGUACGCCAACGUCCCCCACAAGGAACUCACGGUCGAGAAGGCGGUCCAGAACUGGAUCCGGUUCGAGGGAGACCGGUUCAGAUUCCCCGGCGGCGGCACCAUGUUCCCCAACGGCGCCGGCGCCUACAUUGAUGACAUCGGAAAAUUGAUCAAUCUCAAAGACGGCUCCAUCAGAACCGCCAUCGAUACUGGCUGCGGGGUUGCAAGUUGGGGUGCAUAUCUAUUGUCAAGAAACAUCGUCGCAAUGUCAUUCGCGCCGCGGGACACACACGAAGCUCAAGUUCAAUUUGCUCUCGAACGAGGUGUGCCAGCGAUGAUCGGCGUCAUUGCCUCGAAGAGACUCCCGUAUCCUUCCCGAGCAUUCGAUAUGGCGCAUUGCUCGCGCUGCCUCAUCCCGUGGGGGCAGCAAGACGGACAGUAUUUGAUCGAGGUUGAUAGGUUGUUAAGACCGGGCGGGUAUUGGAUCUUGUCCGGUCCGCCGAUCAAUUGGCGGAAACACUGGAAAGGGUGGCAAAGAACACAGGAAGAUCUUAACUCCGAGCAGCAGCAGAUCGAGAAUGUUGCGAAGAGCUUAUGUUGGAAGAAACUAAUUGAGAGGGAUGACAUCGCGAUUUGGCAGAAGCCGACGAAUCAUAUCUUCUGUAAGAAGUUGAAGAAGGUUCACAAGAGCCCUCCUCUUUGCCCUCUCCGGAAUCCCGACAAAGCCUGGUACACGAAUUUGGAAACCUGCGUGACUCCCUUGCCCGAUGUUUCAUCGAAUGAGGAAGUUUCCGGUGGCAGUCUGGAGAAGUGGCCGGGAAGGCUGACUGCAGUUCCUCCGAGGAUUAGUCGGGGGACGGUGGAUGGUAUUACACCGGAAGUUUUUCGACAGGACAUGGAGCUGUGGAAGAAGCGCGUGACUUAUUACACGAGCAUCAACAACGAGCUCGGGACAUCGGGGAGAUACCGGAAUAUUCUCGACAUGAACGCAUACAUGGGAGGCUUCGCCGCGAAUUUGUUCGACGACUCCGGCUCGAGCUCCUCUUGGGUGAUGAACAUUGUCCCCGUCGAGGCCAAAGUCGACACUUUGGGCAUCGUAUACGAGCGAGGAUUGAUAGGAACUUAUCAUACAUGGUGCGAGGCGAUGUCGACUUAUCCUCGAACAUAUGAUUUCGUCCACGCUGAUUUGGUUUUUACGAUGUACAAAGACCGGUGCCAGAUGGAGGAUAUCAUGUUAGAAAUGGACAGGAUUUUGCGACCGGAGGGCGGUCUGAUCAUCCGCGAUGAUGUCGAUGUUCUUCUCAAGGCGAAGGCGAUAGCGGAGGCGCUUAAUUGGGACAGCAAAAUCGUCGACCACGAAGACGGGCCGAUGGAGAGGGAGAAGCUGCUAUUCGCUGUCAAGCUGUACUCGACAGCCCCGAAAACUUCGUAACUAUUUGACAACAUCGUUUCGUUCGGUCUCACAAAAACUUAGCUAACGAUUAAAAUUUCCUUUUUUCGUGGAUUUUUGUUGUGUAAGUGUUUAGUUUCGAUUUGAAGCACAAUUGUGAUGACAAGAAGUUAGGUUGCUCAUGCUUUGUAGUAACUAUUCAUUU
Andrographis paniculata is the source of this 2348-nucleotide messenger RNA. RefSeq names its product probable methyltransferase PMT16. NCBI's taxonomy places the organism in Eukaryota, Viridiplantae, Streptophyta, Magnoliopsida, Lamiales, Acanthaceae. Bases 242 to 2185 code for a protein of 647 amino acids. The transcript has 5 exons. The record is from RefSeq and is a predicted model, not a curated record. Gene Ontology annotation, molecular function: methyltransferase activity. Gene Ontology annotation, cellular component: trans-Golgi network; cytoplasm; endosome.